AUGCCCGUGCCCGCCGCUUCAGAAACCCGGUCCAUCCUAGCUCCAACCGGGAACCGGGUUCGGAUCCACGAAGAACAGAGGCGGAAGAAAGAGGCGGCGACGGCGAAGCAUAAGAAACCCAUCCCGCCGCCGCCGGCGAAGCCGGACAAGUCGGAGGCGGCGGCUGCCGUCGUGCGGUGCGGCGUUUCGGCUGAUAGGUCUUCAGACUCUUCUUCGUCCUCGUCCUCGUCCUCCUCGUCGUCCGGUGGCUCAAAUGUAAAAUCUGCUAAAAGUAAGGGCGCGAGGGUAAUUAGUGAUAAAAUCGGCGUUGUUAAAGCUUCGAAAAAUGUGGCUCGUCGAGCUGAGCCUGUGACGCAGAAUCCUCAUGUUACACUUCCUGUUAAACGCUGCGAUUGGAUUACCUCUAAUUCUGAAUCAGUUUAUACUUCUUUCCAUGAUGAGGAAUGGGGUGUCCCAGUUCAUGAUGAUGUCAAGUUGUUUGAGCUGUUGGUUUUAUCACAAGCACUUGCCGAACUCUCAUGGCCGGUGAUUCUUAGCAAGAGGACAACAUUUAGAAAGCUUUUUGUUGAAUUCGAUCCACCAUCAGUUGCAAACCUUGAUAUUGAGAGAUUGCUGUCAACAAGAGUUCAAGGCAGUACAUUGCUCUCUGAACCCAAACUUCGUUCGAUCAUUGAGAAUGCUAAGGAGUUCCUCAAGAUCCAGCAAGAGUUCGGCUCCUUCAACAACUACUGCUGGCGCUUCGUGAACCACAAGCCGAUCGGGAGUGGGGCCCGCCACGGGCGGCAGGUCCCGACCAAAACGCUGAAAUCAGAGCUCGUGAGCCGGGACCUGAUCCGGAGGGGUUUCCGUUGCGUGGGGCCUACGGUCGUGUACUCGUUCAUGCAGGCGGCCGGCCUGGUGAACGACCACCUUGUGACUUGCUUCAGAUACGUCGAAUGUGGUCGUGCUGCUGCGGACAACAAGGACCAUCGUCCCAAGACCUCGGAUGGAGAAAAAGAUGGCACGACGUACGAUGAUUCGCCACUAUCCUUAAAGUCUUGA
This is a messenger RNA of Striga hermonthica, 1041 nucleotides long. The record is from the annotation of a GenBank genome assembly. NCBI's taxonomy places the organism in Eukaryota, Viridiplantae, Streptophyta, Magnoliopsida, Lamiales, Orobanchaceae.